GCCUUGGCAGUUGUUUUUUCCGGCCUUUAGUCAAUACAAAUACCUACGGACAUGCGCACAUGUAAAGUUCUGUGCCGUUCCCCCAUCAGUACGCACAUGGGGGUCUGAAUGCGCUGCCGAUGGCCAGGUGAAGACGCGGAACUGGCUGAACAGAAGAACUGCCAAAAUUUGCAAGUGUAUCUUUCGGAUAAAUAAUCGGUUAUGUAAAGCGAGACGGUGCAAUAAUUGAAAAUCUGCCUACAUAUAUCAUAUUCGUAUUAAGUAGUAUUCAUCAUGUUGAUGGCGGUGUGUACGAAACUGUGCGGCUUGAGGCACGUGAGGAGUGCAGGGGCAUCUGCCACGCGGAGGUUUUAUUGGGAACUCGUGCCACUGGCGUCUGCAAAUGGCCCACAUCGGAGCAUCUUUGCUCUGUCGGCGAGGCAAUACCAGCAAGCCCCAGAGACCCGUGCAGAGCCAGAUGAGAGAUCCACGGCCGGACUGCAUAAGCAGGAGCAGACGGAGCAACGUCCGGCCUUAUCCCGCAACUCAAGUCCUACCGUGUUCAGCAAUCAGCAAAUCCAGCCACAGCCGCCAUCACAGCCGCCAGCGCAGCCACCACCACAGCCACCCACGAUGUCCGACAGGGAUCCGCGGAUGAACAUGCCCACGGCCGUGCAGAUACCCUACAACAUCGAUUGGAUAUUUCAAAAGCAGCGGUGCCCGUCGAGAGUUUGGUGGCUGGCCAGCCAGUUUGUGAUCACAGCAGUCGGAAUCUUCAGCAAGAUUUUACUGAUGCUCAUGAACAAAACCCGCGUAUACAACAAGGAACGACUUGUCGACAUGAUAUCAAAGCGACCCCAGGGUGUGCCGCUGUUGACCGUCUCCAAUCACUACUCCUGUUUCGAUGAUCCCGGCAUAUGGGGCAUACUUCCAAUGCGUCAAGCAUGCAGCACCAAUCGCAUUCGUUGGUCGAUGGCAGCCCACGAUAUCUGCUUUACCAACAAGUACCACUCCAUGUUUUUCAUGUUCGGCAAGUGUAUUCCUGUUGUGCGCGGCUCCGGUGUCUACCAGGAGGCCAUCAACCUGUGCAUCGAAAAGUGCGCGGCGGGCCAGUGGGUUCAUGUGUUUCCCGAAGGCAAGGUGAACAUGGAGAAGCAGGAGAUUCGACUGAAGUGGGGCGUGGGUCGCAUUAUCUACGAGUCCCCUAAAAUGCCCGUUAUUCUGCCAAUGUGGCACGAGGGCAUGGACGAUGUACUGCCAAAUGUUGAACCUUACGUGCUGCAGUGGCGGAAAAAAGUCACUAUAAAUAUCGGCCAACCCAUGGAUCUGAAUGACUUCGUCGACGAUCUAAAGAAGAGACAAGUGCCCGAACCAACGGCACGGAAGCUCAUCACAGACAAAAUCCAGGAAGAAUUUCGGAUCUUGCGGAUGGAGACGGAGAAACUGCACAGAGAGCGUCAGCAGUGAUUUUGGGAAUGAAGCGGCAUUCAGAUUUUAUAUUAUUUAUUGGUAUUGUAUUAAGCCUAAAACAAAGCCAAGCCUCGAAAGUCAUUGGCAUGCGUCAACCGAUUACGAUUCGCUUUUUAUGGCCAUUAGUAUUGGCUGAAGAGAACUCUUUAAGUGAAAAAGUGUGCAUUAUAAAUAAAUAGUCUAAAAUAAAAAAAAUA
Drosophila persimilis is the source of this 1646-nucleotide messenger RNA. RefSeq names its product tafazzin homolog (gene Taz). The transcript is spliced from 5 exons. The coding region runs from base 274 to 1446 and encodes 390 amino acids. Gene Ontology annotation, biological process: inner mitochondrial membrane organization; cardiolipin acyl-chain remodeling. Gene Ontology annotation, molecular function: 1-acylglycerophosphocholine O-acyltransferase activity. Gene Ontology annotation, cellular component: mitochondrial membrane. NCBI's taxonomy places the organism in Eukaryota, Metazoa, Arthropoda, Insecta, Diptera, Drosophilidae. The record is from RefSeq and is a predicted model, not a curated record.